AUGGGCUCGGCGCGCAGGGCGCUGUCCGCGGGGCCGGCGGUCCUGCUGCUCCUCGCGCUGCCCGGGCUGCGGGUCUGGGCGCAGAACGACACGGAGCCCAUCGUGCUGGAGGGCAAGUGCUUGGUGGUGUGCGACUCGAACCCAGCCACAGACUCCAAGGGCUCCUCUUCCUCCCCGCUGGGGAUCUCGGUCCGGGCGGCCAACUCCAAGGUGGCCUUUUCCGCGGUGCGGAGCACCAACCACGAGCCCUCGGAGAUGAGCAACAAGACGCGGAUCAUCUACUUCGAUCAGAUCCUAGUUAACGUGGGUAAUUUUUUCACCUUGGAGUCUGUCUUUGUAGCACCUAGGAAAGGAAUCUACAGUUUCAAUUUUCAUGUAAUUAAAGUCUACCAGAGCCAAACUAUCCAGGUGAACUUGAUGUUGAAUGGGAAACCAGUGAUAUCGGCUUUUGCAGGGGACAAAGAUGUCACCCGUGAAGCCGCCACGAAUGGAGUCCUUCUCUACCUGGACAAAGAGGAUAAGGUUUAUCUAAAACUGGAGAAAGGUAACCUGGUUGGAGGCUGGCAGUAUUCCACGUUCUCUGGCUUCCUGGUGUUCCCUCUAUAA
This is a messenger RNA of Perognathus longimembris pacificus (Pacific pocket mouse), 606 nucleotides long. RefSeq names its product cerebellin 4 precursor (gene Cbln4). Bases 1 to 606 code for a protein of 201 amino acids. Gene Ontology annotation, molecular function: protein binding. Lineage: Eukaryota; Metazoa; Chordata; Mammalia; Rodentia; Heteromyidae. The record is from RefSeq and is a predicted model, not a curated record. The transcript has 3 exons.